AUGGCCACGGAUAUCAUCGAACUCUCAGAUGAUGAUACAGAGUCAGACUCUGAGGAAGACUUUGAGGGACUGGCCAAACCACCUCCUCUGAAAAGGAAGAUCGAAGUGGAGUUCACGGAAAAGGUGCAGUGGACAGAUGAAUCAGACAGCGCGCCCUCCAAGCCAAAGAAAAGGAGAACAAAACGAAAAUUUGCCGGGAAAAAGAAGGCUUCAAGGGUGACCGGAGAUGUGAAGCACACAGAAGACGAGUUGGAGAAGGUUGAUCUUCCGGACUACUUGGUUGAGCGAAGGCGAGCUUUUGACGCCAAGAAGAGAUUAUACCACGAAUCAGCCCUGAUGCUACCUCCUGGUUAUAUAGAUGUCGAAUUCGAUGAGUCAAGGAGGCUUGGAGAGCUCAAGGAGAGACCGGAUUUCGCCCCAAGGAGUGGCAUCAAACCGUCUCGGCCCUACAAGGAUGUCGAACUUCCUCAAUCAGGUGGUCUCAUUCCCGCAUCGAUCGCUCAGUACCUGCGCGAUUACCAAGUUGAAGGCGUCCGGUUUUUGCACAAAAAGUUUGUGUACCAAGAAGGGGGCAUCCUGGGCGAUGACAUGGGCCUUGGCAAGACGGUUCAAGUCGCUGCUUUUUUGACGGCGGCCUUUGGAAAAACAGGAGACGAAAGAGAUGACAAACGUAUGCGGCAGAUGAGGCUUAUUGGAGAGAGAUGGUAUCCCAAAAUACUAAUCGUCUGCCCCGGAUCUCUCAUUAUGAAUUGGAGAAACGAGUUGAACCGAUGGGGAUGGUGGCAUGUGGAUCUGUUUCACGGGACAAAUAAGGACGACGUACUUGGUGCGGCCCGCGCUGGGAUGCUGGAAAUCAUGAUUACAACCUACGAGACGUAUAAAAACUCUCGCAGCUCCAUUAAUAUGGUGCAGUGGGAUGCCGUCGUCGCUGACGAGUGCCACCGCCUCAAAGACCGCUACUCGGAGACGACCAAAGCAAUGCAAGAGAUCAACGCGCUCUGUCGGAUCGGCUUAACGGGAACAGCUAUACAGAAUAGGUAUGAGGAGCUCUGGACACUGCUAGAUUGGACCAACCCGGGUCAUUUUGGUACCAAGGCAGAGUGGUCGAAUACCAUCACGAAACCCCUGACCGUCGGUCAGUCCCAUGAAGCAACGGUUGCACAGCUGAGUCUCGCACGGCAGACCGCAAAGAAACUGGUCGAGAAUCUUCUUCCUCGGUAUUUUUUGCGCCGCAUGAAGUCCCUGAUAGCUGACCAGUUGCCGAAAAAAUCCGACCGAGUCGUCUUUUGUCCCCUUACGGAUUUACAAAUGGAAGCGUACGAGAAUUUUCUCGGCAGCAAAGAAGUGGAAAUAUUGAAGACCAUUUCAGAAGACUGCGAGCAUGGGGGCAAGAGAGGUUGGUGUUGCAACCAAUUUCUUCCAAGUGGCAGACGCUGGCAAACCAUCGUCUUUCCGAGCAUGAUAAUUUUGCAAAAGUUGGCGAACCACCUGACUCUGCUGGUGCCUCAGACGACAGAUUUGGAAGAAAAGCAUGCGUAUGAGCUCGCAACACUCCAGACUUGCAUGCCUGACACGUGGAGAGUGUUGUAUGAGAAGCGAGAUCGGAUUAGUAACCUGGUCAAUCCUGAGUUCUGCGGCAAGUGGAAGAUCCUGAGGAAGCUGCUCAAAUUUUGGCAUGGCAGCGGAAACAAAGUCUUGGUAUUCUCUCACAGCGUGCGGUUACUCCGCAUACUACAGCACCUUUUUACCAACACAAGCUACACCGUGAGCUAUCUGGACGGUUCCCUGAGCUAUGAAGCGCGGCAAGAUGUGGUGGAUACUUUCAACUCCGACCCCACGCAGUUUGUGUUCCUUAUAUCGACCAAGGCUGGUGGUGUUGGGCUAAACAUCACGUCGGCUAACAAGGUGGUCAUCAUAGACCCUCACUGGAAUCCUGCAUAUGAUCUGCAAGCUCAGGACCGAGCUUAUCGAAUUGGCCAGACUCGUGAUGUCGAAGUCUUUCGGCUCAUUUCCGUGGGAACAAUAGAGGAAAUUGUCUAUGCUCGGCAAGUCUACAAGCAGCAGCAGGCAAACAUUGGAUAUACCGCAUCAUCUGAGCGACGAUAUUUCCGCGGUGUUCAGCAAGACACUGAACGGACUGGCGAAAUCUUUGGUCUAUCAAACAUCUUCACCUACCAUAGCAAUAUGGGCUUGCUGCGCGAUAUUGUGAACAAGACAAACAUUGCUGAGGCUAAAGCUGGAGUGCACUUGGCUGAUGUUGAUAUGGAAGAGGCGGCCAAAGAUGGUGAAAAUUUAGGAGUCGUGAAACGAGAGGAGGGCACCGACUCAGAAGAUGGAGGACUCAGCCAGCUGGCAGACCUGUUGACUUCUGGGGAUCAGCAAAAGGCCCUGGAAUCCGAAAAAGCCCAAAAGGCAAAGAUGAGCCGUCCAAGAAGCGACGCUGUGCAAGCGAUUCUCACUGCAGCUGGUGUGGAGUACACGCAUGACAAUUCCGAAGUGGUCGGAUCUUCCAAGGUGGAGGAGCAGCUUUCGCGGCGAGCGGCCAUGAGACUGUUUGGAGAAGGAGAUGUUGCGGGCCAAACUACGUUGUUUGCUGAUAGCGACGAGGGCGAGGGUGACGGGCUUCACAGCUCCUACAAGCCGCCCGAGGAUGUUUGCUUGCGCCAAUUUUGCGAGAUGGCUAGGGAAUUUGGCUUUGCUAACGCUACGGACUUUGCCCUCAUUGUGGAAAACUGGACGACAGAAGCGAGAAGGAAUUGCUUGAAUUCAUUCUAUAAGAGGCGCGAGGCUAAGCUAGAAAAGGAGGGAUUCCUUGAUGCAAAGGAGGGUAUAGUCAACCACGAAGGAUCAUCGGCAGACGCAAGGGUAAAAACCCUGAAGCAAGAACACAAGCCAAAGCUGGAAGCGAUAAAGGAGGAUGAAGCAAGAAGCGGGGUAAUGCUCAAAGAUUUGGACCCCUGGCCUCAAUCUGGGCUCCAGAACAUGAAAGAGGAGAAUGAGGCAAAAACGGAAGCGAAUGAGGGGGUGAAGUGCGAAAUCAAAACGGAAACGAAGGCAGAAGAUGUCAAGGAUGGGAAAAUAAACGUCAAAAAACAGGAAAUUGUCGACGAGAAGAAGCCGAUACCGGCAGACAGCGAGUCCAAGAGGACUUCAAUCUUCCUUUUGGAUGACGACGACGACGACGAGCUUUGA
Trichoderma aggressivum f. europaeum is the source of this 3192-nucleotide messenger RNA. RefSeq lists its product as uncharacterized. Lineage: Eukaryota; Fungi; Ascomycota; Sordariomycetes; Hypocreales; Hypocreaceae. Bases 1 to 3192 code for a protein of 1063 amino acids. The record is from RefSeq and is a predicted model, not a curated record. The transcript has a single exon. Gene Ontology annotation, molecular function: ATP-dependent chromatin remodeler activity; ATP binding.